Molecule: messenger RNA, 4683 nt
Organism: Dinoponera quadriceps
Lineage: Eukaryota; Metazoa; Arthropoda; Insecta; Hymenoptera; Formicidae
Gene: sit
Product: elongation of very long chain fatty acids protein AAEL008004
Exons: 6
Coding region: 84-1007 (307 amino acids)
Biological process (GO): very long-chain fatty acid biosynthetic process; fatty acid elongation, saturated fatty acid; fatty acid elongation, monounsaturated fatty acid
Cellular component (GO): endoplasmic reticulum membrane
Molecular function (GO): fatty acid elongase activity
Source: RefSeq, a predicted model, not a curated record
CACCAGGAAAAACUGCAUCUGAAAACGCAACGGCAACGUUACCAGCCAAGAAUUCGCGGGAAUUCGCGAGUGGUGAUAUUCCGAUGAACGCCAGCGCGUCGUUGACGGCCGACAGGAUGUCCAACAUCUACAACAAUUCCGUCGUGCGGGUUUACCACCAUUUGUUCCACGAUUUAUCCGAUCCCCGGACGAGGGACUGGUUUCUCAUAUCGUCGCCCGUACCUGGCGCUAGCAUUUUAAUAGGCUAUCUCUACUUCAUUCUGUCAUGGGGCCCGAGACAUAUGGAACACCGAAAGCCGUACCAACUGAAAAACAUUCUGGUGCUCUACAACUUCCUUCAGGUUCUCAUCAGUACGUGGCUCUUUUGGGAGGGCUUGGACGGCGCAUGGUUGAAAAAUUACAACUGGAAGUGCGAGCCGGUGGACUUCUCGUACUCACCGGAUGCUCUGAGAGUCGCGCGAGGAGUUUACUUCUAUUUUCUGGCGAAACUUACGGAGCUGCUCGACACGGUGUUCUUCGUGCUGCGCAAGAAGGAAAGGCAAAUCACGUUUCUCCAUCUGUACCAUCACACGGUGAUGCCAAUGGUGUCGUGGGGCGCUACGAAAUAUUAUCCCGGAGGCCACGGUAUCUUCAUAGGAAUCAUCAAUAGUUUCGUGCACAUCAUCAUGUACUCUUAUUAUCUACUGGCGGCCUUACUACCUCAGUAUCAGCAAUACCUUUGGUGGAAGAAGUACAUCACCACUCUGCAAAUGGGUCAAUUCUGCCUGGCCUUUCUGCAUAACCUACAGCUAUUGUUCUACGACUGCGAGUAUCCGAAAUGGUCGCUGCUUUUGGUACUGCCGAACGCGAUAUUCUUCUACUUCCUCUUCGCGGAUUUUUAUAACAACGCUUACACCACUAAGAAGGAACACGGCGCCUCGCCGAUUCAAGACACGGCCAAAGCGAGUGACAUCGCGGAGAAAGUAAGCAACAACGGGAUAUCGAACGGAAAAAGGAAAAGUGACUAAUGGGGGACGACCGAGAAAGGAGACGCAAUCGCGAAUGAAAGGCCUCACGGCCGUUAUCGUUGCCAACACCGAAUCGUAUCGUCAGUUUUCAUCCAGUUUCUCAUCCCGAUCGAACAGCAGACCAGAAGUACGAAAACGAACGUCCGGUACUGGGGUCAACGCGCACGAAGAGUUAACAGGAAGCGGGGGAGAAAAAAGAAAACAAAAAGAAAGAAAAUAAUCCAAGAGACCAUUAGGCGUUCGCGAAGAGCGAACGUAUGUUUGUUCACUCCGUGCUUCCCAGUUUUAUAUAAGAAUGUCGACGAUCCGCUCGUUGUGCGUCUUCGCGAACGACAGCGAAAUCACGUCCGAGAGGAGUGGCGAGCCAGUAUCGAUGAUUGACGCGCGAUUAGCGCGCACAGGAUGUCCAAGCUUGCUCAUUUUCCAUCACCUGUAAAUCGACAGUUCGAAAUAACGCGCGUUAUUACUUUACACACGCACGGAAGGAGAGUCUCAGUUUCCGCGACUGAAUGGGGACCGGAUAAUAACUCGGUGAACGAUGAAAUGAAAGCCCAGUGACGAGAAAUAACAUCUCCGUUACUACGACUGAGAACCCUCGUGUAAACAUUCAGCUGCGUUAACCCUUUUAGUGCCGAGCAAAAGUAUCGUACCUAUGCGAAGAAUACCGAGCCAAUUUGACGAAUUUACUAAGGUUUGGGAAAAAGUUCAUGAAAGCCAAACUAAAAAUGAUAUUGACAAAAUUCAAAAAGCAGCAUAUUACGAAAUAAAGAAAGAAUAAAGUAAGUAAGUGAGUAUUUCAAUAUUUGUUGAAAAUCAUACGAAUAACGUCAAUAUAAAACAUGAUGAAAAACAUAGAAACAAGUUUCUCUUCUACAAACAACAUUUGCACAUAAGAAUAAUCAUCGUUUGAUCACAGUUUUACGUAGAUCACAUAGUAUGAAGUAUGAGUAUUACAUUUCCAAUUAUUUUUAACAAAAUAACUAAUAUCGGUACUGAGAACGAAACUGUCCCGCGUCGAGUUUCUACCUUAUCGCUCCGACGUAUACAGACCCUCGGCACCAACCAGCAUGGAAUAUAACAAAAAGUUAAACCCGAAAACAAUUUUUUAAAUUCUUUUGCAAUGAAAUUAGACCGUUUAUAACGUUUUAUAAAUUUAUUUUGAGAUAGAGCUUUCUCGCGAUGCGAAUAGUAAGGCGCCCUCGGAUACGCGACGAUAUAUCGUCGUUGGCGCUAAAAGGGUUAAGACUCAGUUGGGCAUUUAGCAGAAACCUGUCGUAGGAACGUCUUUCCGUCCCUACAAUUGAAUCUUCUGGUCCCCGAGCGAAAAGUUCAGUUACACCGAUCAGGGAUCGUUUCUUCCGUGCGGAAAAUUACCGGUUGCCGCGUGUACACUUGGAUCUUAAUGCGGCCUUCAGAUCGAACGAUACGUCGGCGCGAAUCACGUGCAUCGCAAGACGCGCGGAUUUCUCCGCCGAAAGCUGCUUCCAUACCGUGUACACGCGGCUCACCUUCUCGUUUCAUCAUAUCUUCGCGAUACGAUCGAAACGACAUUCCGCCUUAUUUAUAAUCUUAUCCCCGUCUCUGUCGCAUAUACAUCGUAAUCUCUAUUAUCUCUCACAUCGCGAGGAAGCAUACAAUAAAUAUAAUUAUCUAUACCUGUAAUAAUAUUUAUGAAGAGGCGUCUCUCACACAUACGCACAUAAUGGCGGUUUUGACCACGCUACGUGAAGAUCGCGCUUCCGGUGCUUAAAAUGCGCAGCGUGCGCGUCGCUCCGUAGAAACCUCGGCGCUUUCGGCUCGAGAUCGUCUUCACGAGCAGUCGCACACGAGAAGAGCAUCCGAACUGCUCCCACGACGGCUCGUUUUUAGAUCGAUCGAAACACCUUUUCGUAUCCAAUCAGCCAUCAUUUAACCUUUCGACUGCGGACGGCGCUUAUAAGCGCUCAUCGUGUACGAGGAGUGCCUGUAAACCUUAUUAGGUACUCUAUUACUGUUUUUUCACCGAUAUAAAACACUGAGAACGUAAAACAUGAUAUCAUUUGGUACGAUUCAUAAUUAACGACUAAUUCAUAAAUACUGCUGCGGGGCUCGGUUGUACUCGGUGCACGUCCCGCUUCCGGGUGACCUGCGAUCCGAAAGUUACCAGCGGUACGAUCCACGUGCGCACGCGAUUAUGUGAGCUCGAUAGACCGUAGCGAUUUUUAACUCAAAUCGCGCAGAAUAUGAACAGUAGCGAAUGUAACAACGUAACUGCCAACACUUUCACGUCGAAGCUUCGACUUGAAGGUGGAUCAAAACUCUGUUUCGCAUUGAACUUGCGUCGCAAGCGACAGCGUGUUUCGCGAUCGAUCAAUCUAGAUAACACGUGGCCUAAAUAUACGGUAAUUUUCACGGUAAUUGCUUAACGCGUAAACCGCGUACCGAUCGCCUUCUGUCGAUGCUGAAGAAAGAUAUAUAUAGAAAGAGAGUGGAAGAGAGAGAGAGAGAGAGGAGGGAGCAUAAAAUCUUUCUUCACUUUACGAUCUCUUUUUGCGGUCUUUUAUCGCCGAUGCAAGAAUUGCUCGAGGUGCGCGAUUAAUGUAUAAUCAAUCAAAAAGCAUAUUAAAGUUACACGUUGUGUACAAGAAGAACAAAGUGUGAGAACGUCUUUAAGCGAUCACGUCGAUUUUCAAUAACGAGUUUACACGUCAAAUGUGUUCGUGAUGAGUCAAUAAUCAAAUCUUACGUCAGAUAAUCGUAGGUAUCUCUAAAGAGGAGAAAUAAUUAAUUACAUUUUCCAACGAAACGUUAUACCACUGCGAUAAUAAUAUAGGCAUGUGAUACUAACGACGAUUGUAGAAAUCUUAAUUUUAUUAAUUAAUCAAACAGUCGUGUGAGAGACAGACAGACAGACAGAGAGAGAGAGAGAGAGAGAGAGAAGAAUGAUCUAUUAAAGUAUCGUUACUUUUCGGUAUAACUAAUAAUUCGUUUCGAGUGAGAUCAUAUGUGAUAUUUGAUUACACGGCGCGAGAAAAUUCGCGAUUAUCCUGAAAACUGAGAGCCGCUUACGUGUUACUCGUUUAGCAUUCGCGUUUCGUUUUGUGACUCGACCUCUCUUAGCUCGAGACCGACGUGCGUUCGCUUUUUUUGCGUGGUGCUGGAUUUUGCCUAAAUUUCGAUUAGAUUAGUUAAGUCCAAAGAAUAUGGCUUUAAAUUGGCAUUUUUGCGCCAAUUACUAGGUGUAUAUUGUGGUAACAUCAUGACUUCUCCUACUUACUUUUCUUUUCUCUUCUUUUCUCCUUCUUCUUGUUUUUCUUUUUCUUCCUUGCCCAUAUAUCUCUUCCGGUUUAGCUUUUACAUUAAAAUAGAAAACGAUAAGGCACACGUAGCUUCUAAGAUUUUUUAUGCUCUGUGUACUUUAGUGAUACCAUAACGGAGCUUCUAAUGUAAAUAAAGUGUCGGCUGCACCGCGUUUGGUCUCAUCAUUUUAAGACGGUCUUCCAAGCGAUUUGUUGUAUCGAACAGUUACGAUUUUAUUUUAUAUCGAUCGAUCGAGCGGACGACUUCGCAAUUUCGAAUGGAUAGAUAAUCUUACAACCACACCCGUGUGUAUCAUACAAUAUACGUGUGUAAUUUGUUGUAGAAUAAAAGUAUACAUCGCCGUAUGAUCUUAAUUGUUCAACCUUUUGAUCGUCGA